Messenger RNA from Tribolium castaneum (red flour beetle), 1056 nucleotides. Its product is annotated as DNA damage-regulated autophagy modulator protein 2. The record is from RefSeq and is a predicted model, not a curated record. The transcript has 5 exons. NCBI's taxonomy places the organism in Eukaryota, Metazoa, Arthropoda, Insecta, Coleoptera, Tenebrionidae. Bases 215 to 982 code for a protein of 255 amino acids.
UACAACUUUAAACUUUAUCUAUUUCAAGUGAUAUGACCCGAAUAUCCUGCUUCUAUUUAUUGAUUUUUACGUCAACUACUUCCAAGAUUAGCGUUUGCAAUUUUCAAAGAAAACUUUCCUUUAUGCAUAUUGUACUUGUCCAUCCGAGCGGUAAUAAUAGAACGACAGAAAAAUUAAAAAGAACUUGUAUUCUUGCAGUCACAGAAACGUUAUUAUGCUCCUUGCAGAGAUAAAAAUGUCUCUCAAACAUUUACCAAUAUUUCUCUUUCUUCUUAUUUAUUUAACACUGGCAGUAACCUUUUCAAUUGCACUUCACUUCAAGCACAUCACUUACAUUCUGCCCUACAUCAGCGAUUCGGGAACCUAUCCACCGGAAAGUUGCAUAUUCGGAUUAAUGCUGAAUUUUAUGGCAGCUUUAAUUUGCAUCACAAUGUAUGUGAGAUAUUUGCAAGUUAGGGAGAUUAUUAAAAAACACAAUUUCCCGCACCAAAUCCAAAAAAUAAACAAGAUCAGUUUAUUUAUCGGAAUAAACGCUUGUGUGGGAUGUAGCAUCGUCGCAAAUUUUCAAGAAACGACAAUGUUGUCUGUUCACUGGAUCGGCGCUAUUAUGUUAUUUGUCUCAGGGGCAAUAUAUCAAGGCUUUCAGACUGUGAUUUAUUUCAAAAUAUUGCCAGUUUUUGGCAACCGAAGACUAAAUCUCAUUAGAACAGUUAUUGCCUGUGCUUCAAACGCAUCAGUCGUUGUUUUUGUAACAAGCGGCCUAAUUGCUGGUGGCCAGUUUAAAGGGGAUGAUGUCACAAAGUGGAAAAAAGAAGACGGCGGUUUUGAAUUCCACCUCGUUAGUACCAUCAGCGAAUGGAUUUGUGCUAAUUGCACAAUGAUUUAUUUAUUGCUGUUCGUGUGGGAUUUUAAAAGUAUUGAUUUGAGUGAACCUGAAAUUUCCGUGCAAGAUAAUUUUGCCGUGAUCAUCAAAACCAGUUAAACAAUAUUCGUAAUUUUCAAGUUAAGUCCUGUAAUUAUCACUAAUGUGUAGAUAAUAAAGUACAAUCAUUUUAA